This is a messenger RNA of Fusarium verticillioides 7600, 180 nucleotides long. RefSeq lists its product as hypothetical. The record is from RefSeq and is a predicted model, not a curated record. NCBI's taxonomy places the organism in Eukaryota, Fungi, Ascomycota, Sordariomycetes, Hypocreales, Nectriaceae. The coding region runs from base 1 to 180 and encodes 59 amino acids. The transcript is spliced from 2 exons.
AUGUCGUCGAGUCGCCAAAUGCCGGGCAACUUCAAGCAGGAGCAUGGAAUACAUCCUAACCUGGAAUCUAUUGCCCGAGCAAAACCUUGGCUAGGCUACUUCAGUGACGACUAUCAAAUGACAUCGACAAUCAUUCGCGUCGCGAUUACCGACGCGUCUGGGAGACCCAGCAUCAAGUGA